AUGUCGUCGGUGGUGUUCAAUCUAUCAAGGAAAUUGAGGAAAACGAGUGACUUGGACAGCUUGGAGUAUUCCUCGUCUAGUAAUGCUUCUGUCUCGCCGAGGCCUGCCUCGUUGGCGAACUCCUUUUUCGAACGCUCGUGCUUGGAAAUUUCGGCCUCGGCUUCCAUCACGGUCUGGUUAGCUUCCUCCACGAGCCGUCUGACGUUCUGGAAAACCUCAUUUAUCUGGACAUUGUCCAGCCCGUCCGACGACGACGCAAGAAAUGUCAGAUGGUUCAACGAAUUCACCAGAGGCUUGUCCUCGGUACAAUCCAAAGCUCGGCGAUCAUACAAAGUGGAUGUUAUCGAAACGGCUGCCUUGUUUGCCGUCAGCAACCUUGGAAGUCCAGGUCUCGAGCUGUCCCUUCAUGGCCUGGAUUUGUUCCACAGUCAUUGUUCUAGGCUGGAUCCACGUGACUUCGACCUCGGAGUCAACCUCGUUAAUCAAACCUUUAAUCAAUUGCAAACUAAAGCACUUGAUAAUCAAGUUCUCCACCUCGUUGUGGUCUUUCAAGAACGGCACGUGUGCACGGAUGUCGUCGUACUUGAACACUCUGUUCUUGGUUGGUCUGUUGAAAAUCAGCUCAAUCAACGACAUGAUGCACAUUUUCUGCUUGAGGAAAUUCACAUUGGAAGCCAGCUCCGCAACUUGUUGGAUCUCUUUACCCGUCACGACGCUCUCGAAACUCUUGAGGUCUCCAGAGUUGAGCGACAGCAACAGCUGUUUGAGCCAUGGGAUCGUCAAGUACUUGAAGAUGUCGUGCAUGAUGAUCUCGCCGAAAUUGUAGAUCUUGUCGCCCAGCAAAGCACUCACGCUGAUAUCUCUCACGAUCUCCUGUUUGUUGGUGAGGUUUUCAAGGUCGUCGAUACAUGCCAGGAACAGCAGCGAGUUGUAGUAAACGGCCGUGUAGUCACCCUUGAGCUUCAUCAGACUGGCGUUUGUGAAAUAGUAGCUUGCAUUGAUCCUGUUGUCCAAAGACCAGUUGAUGGUUUCGAUCUUCUUGGAGCAUUCGUCGAUGAUAGCGGACGCCUCGUCCACAAAUCCCAGUUUCAGCUUGACUCCCGCGAUUUCUAUUUCCAAGAACAACAACGCCUGGAGGAUGUCUAUGUCUGCGAUAUCGUCGUCGUCUGUCUUUUUGAUGUUCUUUCUAUUUUUGAUGAGUUGUUUGAGAUUCAACAGGUAUUCCAGGCUUUCUGGCAGCUCCGACUCCUGGAUCGACAACAACAGAAACUCGAUUAA
Ogataea philodendri is the source of this 1278-nucleotide messenger RNA. RefSeq lists its product as uncharacterized. The transcript is spliced from 3 exons. Lineage: Eukaryota; Fungi; Ascomycota; Pichiomycetes; Pichiales; Pichiaceae. The coding region runs from base 1 to 1278 and encodes 425 amino acids. The record is from RefSeq and is a predicted model, not a curated record.